GGGGCGGUGCCAGCGCGCUCGCCCGCCCGGCCCCUCCAGCUCCGCACAGGGGCUACGGCUGUGGGGCUCGGGCGCUCCUCUUGGCCGGAUAACGAGCACGCCUGCUCCCCGUGGGCGUCAUGAGGUCCCCGGUUCGGGGCCCGGCCGUGAACGAUGGCGAGGAGGGCACAGACAGCACGCCCCUUCUGCGGGGCGCCCCGCGGGCCGAAGCCGCUCCAGUGUGCUGCUCUGCUCGUUACAACUUAGCAAUUUUGGCGUUUUGGGGUUUCUUCGUUGUCUAUGCAUUACGUGUGAAUCUGAGUGUUGCGUUAGUGGAUAUGGUAGAUUCAAAUACAACUUUAGCAGAUAAUAGAACUUCAAAGGAGUGUGCAGAACAUUCUGCUCCCAUAAAAGUUCCUCAUAAUCAAACGGGUAAAAAGUACCCGUGGGAUGCAGAAACUCAAGGAUGGAUUCUCGGUUCUUUUUUUUAUGGCUACAUCAUCACCCAAAUUCCUGGAGGAUAUAUUGCCAGCAAAAUAGGGGGGAAACUGCUGCUAGGAUUUGGGAUCCUUGGCACUGCUGUCUUGACCCUGUUCACUCCCAUUGCUGCAGAUUUAGGAGCUGGACCUCUCAUUGUACUCAGAGCACUAGAAGGACUAGGAGAGGGUGUUACAUAUCCAGCCAUGCAUGCCAUGUGGUCUUCUUGGGCUCCCCCUCUUGAACGAAGCAAACUUCUUAGCAUUUCAUAUGCAGGAGCACAGCUUGGGACGGUAAUAUCUCUUCCUCUUUCUGGAAUAAUUUGCUACUAUAUGAAUUGGACUUAUGUCUUCUACUUUUUUGGUUUACUUGGAAUAUUUUGGUUUGUUUUAUGGAUCUGGUUAGUUAGUGACACACCAGAGACUAACAAGACAAUCUCCCAUUAUGAAAAGGAGUACAUUAUUUCAUCGCUAAGAAAUCAGCUUUCUUCACAGAAGUCAGUGCCGUGGGUACCCAUUUUGAAAUCACUGCCACUUUGGGCAAUUGUAGUUGCACAUUUUUCUUACAAUUGGACUUUUUAUACUUUAUUGACAUUAUUGCCAACUUACAUGAAGGAUAUCCUGAGGUUUGAUGUUCAAGAGAAUGGGUUUUUAUCUGCACUACCUUAUUUCGGCUGUUGGCUAUGUAUGAUCCUGUCUGGUCAAGUUGCUGACAAUUUAAGGGCAAAAUGGAAUUUUUCAACUAUAUGUGUUCGCAGAAUUUUUAGCCUUAUAGGAAUGAUUGGACCUGCAGUAUUCUUAAUAGCUGCUGGAUAUAUAGGCUGUGAUUAUUCUUUGGCUGUUGCGUUCCUAACCAUAUCAACAACACUGGGAGGCUUUUGCUCUUCUGGAUUUACUAUCAACCAUCUGGAUAUCGCACCUUCGUAUGCUGGUAUCCUUCUGGGCAUCACAAAUACUUUUGGCACUAUUCCAGGAAUGGUUGGCCCUGUCAUUGCUAAAAGUCUGACCCCCAACAACACUGUUAGAGAAUGGCAAACUGUUUUCUAUAUCGCCGCUGCUAUCAAUGUAUUUGGUGCCUUUUUCUUUACACUAUUCGCCAAAGGUGAAGUGCAAAACUGGGCUCUCAGUGAUCAUCAUGGACACAGAAACUGAAGGAACCAAUAAAUAAUCCUGUCUCUAUUAAUGUAUUUUUAUUUAUCAUGUACCCUAAAAGUGCCUUUGAUAGUUUAAUGUGUAGGCAUUCUAUUAAUAUAUUUUUAAAAAUUGUACUUGUAUUAAAUUUUUAAAGCUUGUAAUCAUGAAACGUCACUAGUUUCCAGAUUAGUAAAAUAAACUAUUUUAAUUAUGAACGAUAUAUAUGCUGGAACUUAUACUUCAGGUUCACAUACCUGGCUGCCGGGAAGCAUGAAGUAGGGGAGUUCUAUUUCUUUUAAGGGCCAUAUUUAAGGGAACGAACCGAAAGAGACCCCCCACUACCUUUGCUUAAUUAAACCAGAUAAUAAUUCUCAGGUAUUAUUGAUAAACACCUGGUUUUGUCCGCUUUCCUCAUAAAAAUUAUUUAUCAGCUCUCUCUAACACUUAGGUCAAAUUUUAGCCUCUCCAUUGGAGCUGCCAGCCCUUGUGUAAUUGGGCCUGGCAACUGGACUGAGGGAAGCAUGCCCAGGCAGCUGCCAAGCAUGCGCUCCCUGGCUUCAGGGACAGAGUGCCCAGCAUUUAUCAGAGGCAACACCCAAGCCCAGGGUCAGUGUCAAGUCUUUGGAUGGUGUUCUCCCCCUGCAGCUAUUAAUGUGUAGAUAAAGCCUGAGCAGGCAGAAGCACUGACAUCCACAGCUACAUCCCCUCCCUGGCACAGUAGAAUAUUGACUGGCAUGUAACCUGCAAAAGAAAAGCGUGAUGCCCAAUCACAGAUAAUAUCAUCCUUGUUUAAAACUACUCUCACGGCCA
Messenger RNA from Propithecus coquereli (Coquerel's sifaka), 2399 nucleotides. RefSeq names its product solute carrier family 17 (acidic sugar transporter), member 5 (gene SLC17A5). The coding region runs from base 120 to 1607 and encodes 495 amino acids. Gene Ontology annotation, biological process: monoatomic anion transport; transmembrane transport. The transcript is spliced from 11 exons. Gene Ontology annotation, molecular function: transmembrane transporter activity. NCBI's taxonomy places the organism in Eukaryota, Metazoa, Chordata, Mammalia, Primates, Indriidae. The record is from RefSeq and is a predicted model, not a curated record.